This is a messenger RNA of Venustampulla echinocandica, 945 nucleotides long. RefSeq lists its product as uncharacterized. NCBI's taxonomy places the organism in Eukaryota, Fungi, Ascomycota, Leotiomycetes, Helotiales, Pleuroascaceae. Bases 1 to 945 code for a protein of 314 amino acids. The record is from RefSeq and is a predicted model, not a curated record. The transcript has a single exon.
AUGGAGCAUCCUGUUGCAGGGCUUUCACGCCCACGGGGCGUUCGCAAAAAUACAGCUUUGCUGAAUGGUGGAACCAGCUUGAAGCUUAGUGAUGGUGGAUUAUCACCUGUCUUAGAAGCCCACCCUGGUUCCCCAGUUGAUAUUAGUGAUCAUCCCCGCCCGUCUCUUGCGGCAUCACUAUCACAGCGGCUGUAUCAUGGAAGCGAUGCAGAACUCGCUAAAUUCUCGGAGAAGAGAGCGAGGCUGGGGAGAAGAGAAGAUUUUGUCAGGAGGGGUGGCGUGGCCGCAAAAGGAAUCACCUCUGUACGGGACAGAGAGAUGAAGGAGAAGGAGAAUUGCAGACUCCCGAAUAGGACCAUGCAGGUUGCUGGAUCACAGCCAUUUUAUAUUCCCGCGAAGAUUACCGAACAGGACGAGGUUCCACCCGGAUCUCCGGUCGCCGCUUGUGCGAGGGUAUCUAUCGAUACCGACAUGGACAUGCAGUACGACUUCAAGACCGAGGAUGGCAUGUGGAUAUCUGCAAACCCACUCGCCCGCGAAUCGAGAAGCAGCCUCGCUACAACCGCUACCGCUACUACAUACAUGACCAACAGCACGAUGAUGGACGACCGAAUGAGCUAUAGCGCCAUGACAGCCGACACCAGCGUUGCGAGCUCCGCAGCAAGCAUGAUGUCCUCGAUCGGCUCGAUCCGGUCGUCCAUGACAGGUAGCUCGGACAUGUACGGUUGGGAGGAAGAGCUCGAGCGCCAGGAGACCAUCGAAAGCGAACCGCAUUGGAAUCGCCGGUCCUCUGGUCGCGGUCCUCAGUUCAGAUCCCGUAAGAAGAAGGGGUUGCUAUACCGAGUUCUGAAUAUGUCAUCAUCGAGGCGAGGUUCGACAGAACUGCCACCGAUGCAAUCGAUCCCGGGAUCAAUUAAUAAUGGAUAUCCUGCAGCGUCUACUUGA